This is a messenger RNA of Pyricularia grisea, 6205 nucleotides long. RefSeq lists its product as uncharacterized. The record is from RefSeq and is a predicted model, not a curated record. The coding region runs from base 580 to 3492 and encodes 970 amino acids. The transcript has 4 exons. Gene Ontology annotation, molecular function: protein phosphatase binding; protein phosphatase regulator activity. Gene Ontology annotation, cellular component: cytosol; nucleus. NCBI's taxonomy places the organism in Eukaryota, Fungi, Ascomycota, Sordariomycetes, Magnaporthales, Pyriculariaceae.
UCCAGCCUUGAGACAGGCAGCAUCGUGAGGCACCCAGUUACUCCCUUACCUUAUCUACUUACUGCCUUACCUUACCUUACCUUACCUACCUACCAUAUACCUAACUACCUUAGCUAGCUGUAACAACGAAAUAUCAUUCUAUCGCGAUAACCGCAUCUCUUUAUUUUAUUUGAUUCAAACUGUACCAUUCGACGGGCCACAGGACUAAGACCUGUUUCUAAAAGACUAGACGCAUCGAGAUACCCCUCAUUUUCAACGACGGACAACGAUAUCCACCGUUAGCAAGUCAUCAUUUGUAUUUGCUUCGAACUUGUCAUUUUGACAUUUUGCCCUGAGAGGCCGUUGAUCACACCUGUGGAGCCCGGCGGAGAAAUAUCCCUCCCCCUCCAUCCAAUUGACCGCAGUCAGCCUCAACUGUGCGUCUAGCUUCCAAACGUCCGAACUCGACGCUUACCGAUCACCGCAUGCCACAACAACGGGAGCCGCUGCCGCUCUCCUCCCCUUGCCAACGACACAGUCACUUGGCUGUGAUAUUACAUCCUCCUGACACACAGCCGCCUGCUUGAGUGCGCGCCCAAGAUGUUCUGGCGGUUUGGCGGCUACGCCAACGUGUCGGCAAUCGACUCCAUCUUGGAGAAGAGCGAGUUCACAACCGAGGAGCUCCUCGACGAGAGCGAUUUAAUACAAGAGCUGAAGCAGCACAACACAAAGCUACUAGAAUACAUAAGGAAACGAGAAGUCCUCGAAAAGCUGCUGGAUUAUGCCGUCGCCCCAAAGCUUGAGGCCGUUGCGGUACCUGACAAGAAAGAGGAGGAUGAGAAGGGCAAGGCCCCUGCCUUUUCUUUCUCCCGUCCAAGAGCAUCAUCGCGCGCUGCCGAGCCUGGCUCUGAAGAGGAGGAGGCCGAGAAGCGGCGCAACAAGUAUGCAUUUGUUGCGAGCGAGAUCCUUUCAUCGGACAACUGGUCCGUCAUCGAGGCUCUGAUGGAUGUGCAGAACAGAGAUCUGCUCCACACAUUCUGGAAGUUCCUACAGAGGCCGUCUCCUCUAGACCCUCUUCAGGCCAGUUACUUUACCAAGGUCAACGAGACACUUUUCGACAAGAAGACGGAGGAAAUGAUCACCUUUUUGAAGUCUGUGGAUGGAGCUGUGCCAAAUAUGCUCCGCCAUGUUGACAGCCCGAUGGUGAUGGAUCUAUUGCUCAAAAUCAUCACUCUUGAGAGGACAGACGCGGGGCAUGGCAUUGUGGAGUGGCUUUUCACCAAAGAUGUGAUGCCAUCUUUGUUGUCAUUCCUCGGCCCCGAAAACAGCUGGGCAACUCAAACAUCGGCGGGUGACUUCAUGAAGGCCAUAAUUACGGUGUCUGCGAAUGCCUCCCAGAACGAGCAAACAUGCAUCGGCCCGAAUGAGCUGACUAGACAGCUCGUGUCCAAGCCUUGCGUCGAACAACUGAUCGGAUACAUGCUCGGUGGCGGCAAUGCGCUCACGGUUGGUGUCGGCAUCGUCAUUGAGGUUAUCCGAAAGAACAACUCUGACUAUGACCCGGAUGUGGGCGCCGAAGCAAAUUCUGUGCCCUCGAGUCGCGACCCAAUCUAUCUUGGGACUCUCCUUCGAAUGUUUGCUGAGAGCGUGCCAAAAUUCAUGAACUUGAUCAUGAUUGGCGAGGAGAAGCCUCACUUCGAAUCCACUUUUGGGGAGAGAAUCCAGCCGCUCGGCUUUGACAGGUUCAAGACUUGCGAACUCAUGGCCGAACUUCUUCACUGCAGCAAUAUGGGUCUACUGAAUGAGGUUGGUUCAGAGGCCUUGAUAGCAGCGAGGGACGCAGAGCGCCACAGAUUAAGGGCCCAGGGUAGCCUGACUGCCAUCCGGGGAGAGGAGGCACCUACCAGCGGAGACGAUCUGACUAUGCGCCUGGGCUCAUCACCCCCGGAAAGACGGCUAGAGAUCACGAACAUAUCUGAUGACGACGGCUUUGAAGAGGUCAUCAACGCAGCGGAGAUGCGGGAGGACACAUCUCACGAGUUCGUCAAGGCCGAGGAAGAGAUCCCCCAGUCACUUCCUGCGUCGUCAUUCCUGGAUAAGGACGAGGAUGAUUUUGUGGAUGAGCCCCUCAGCUCCCCGCGACUCAAUGUGUCAGACUCGAAAGUAGAGGAGCAACACUUUGAAGAACCCGACAUGGUUGUUCAACCGUUGUCCCCUCGGAAAUUGGCAACAGCAGAACUGGCCAAGGAUGAACCAGGAGACUCAUCUGAGUCGAACCCGACCUCCCAAAAGGUCACAACCACGAUUAAGGAGAUUGAGGGAAUGGUGCUUGGUGGUGAGAGCGGAGAUGCUCAUUCCGAUAGUUCUGAUGUGAUGAUGACCGAUGCUUCGAGUCUUCCUAUCCAUACUCCUACUUCUUCCGUUUCAGAAACAGCUCCUGGAAGUCCCAAACAAAGUGUGGCUAGCGCAUCGGAUGCUAAGUCAUCAGGAACAACAUCUGGCCCUCUUGAGCCCCAGCCAGAGGAUAUUCCAGCCCCUCUGUUCUCCAGUUCCCCUACCAAAUCUACUGCAGAUGCAACCGCAGAAGGUCCAUCAUCGACAUCUAACGAAGAGAAGUCAACCGACGUCAAGUCUGACGAUACGUCUCGAGGCGUCACCGCCACGACCGGUGCACAAGAAAGUGGCGAGGAAUCCAUCAUUGUCGGCCAUGAAGUCGAGCCGGCGACGGCGGAUAACGAUCAAAUCAAGCCGGUCGUGGGCGACUUUUUGAAAAUGCAGUUUGUGGAUUACAAAGUUGUGCCCACAAUAUUGUCCUUUUUCUUCAAGUACCCUUGGAACAACUUCUUGCACAACGUUGUCUAUGAUGUUGUUCAGCAGGUUUUUAAUGGUCCUAUGAACAGGGGCUUCAACCCAACUCUGGCAAUCUCGCUCUUUGAGUCCGCGGACAUCACAGCGCAAAUAAUCAACGGCCAACUUACUAGCGAGCAAUCUGAGGCCAAGACAAAGACGCGCAUGGGCUACAUGGGUCACCUGACCCUGAUUGCCGAGGAAGUUGUCAAAUUCAACGAGAGGCACCCACCGGAGUUGCUUUCAGAGACAGUGCUCGAAAAGGUCAUGUCUCCAGAGUGGAGCAACUACGUCGAGGGUCCGUUGGCGGAGACUAGGGAGCGCGACAAUGCGAUUCUCGGUGGUGUCCGGCCGGACGUGGCCAUGUCCAACAGAGCCGCUGCUCAGAGCAGCGGGCUUGCUGCGGUAGGCCUCUCCAGUUUGAGUGCCAAUUCUCAGGGUUCCUCGGCCCUGGCCGACGCUGGGUUGAACGGAGGGCUCGACCUUCAAGAGAACGGCGGUUCCAAUCUGUCACAGUUUGCUAUCAGCGCAGGAACCAUGGGAGGGCUAUCCGGUUUCGGAAGCUCAAGUGAUGAAGAGGAUGACGAUCAAGAGGAUAACGACGACGACGUCGCAAAUGAGGUUAGUGAAGACUUGCACCGCGAUAACACAAGGGAGCUUGCUUGAUUGAAGGGAAACGAGGAUCUUCUUCCCAGUUUUCUUGACGGCGAGGAUGGCGUCGAUGGAAUCACAACCACAGGGUCCAAGUGGAUUCCGUGGUGCAGUCGGCAUGAGAUGAUAACCCCAGCCUGGUGGUGUAUAUGAUAACCUCGCUGGGACCUUCAUCUGGCACUGAUACAGGUGCAAGUGACUUGUACUGUGGCCAUGCAUAUGUUGGGAAUGUUGAAUGGGGCGCAGAUAUGACUUGUUUGGAGGAGACGAGUCUACUUCUAUAUGGGAUUGUCUUUGCACCAAUGGAUUCGCACAAGCGAAUAUUGUGUUGCCUGCAUGGCAUGUCACGUCAUUGGGCGCCACGGGGUUGGAACAAACCAGUUAUUUCGAGCACGACGACACGAGAAUACGGGCCGAGACGUUCAUCAUACACAUCAGCCAUUGUGUGCAACACACCCUGGAGACUGACAUGUCAACCUGUUCCCUUGUCAACGACUGAGGAGCUCGACGAUACUCGUCUGCGGGUGAUCUCGACUCAAAUUCAUCGUUGACAAUUACCGAACCUUUCAGACUGUCGCCUUUGGUUUCGAUUCGGAGUGUAUCCCCAACAGCAUCAGCAUUCAGAAUCAAUACCAACACAUGAUACGCAUUAGCUGUCAGGAAAUGUCCAAAACACAGCUAACAGCCUUUCAGGAUCGUGUGGAAACAGAUUCAUAAUGGCAGUCACCAGCGGUUUAUAAAAAAAAAAAGAAGAAGCAUGUAUAUGUCUGGCGUGUUUGAUUGGAACAUUGUGGCGGAACGUUAAUUGUCAACCUUGGCGGAGUAAGGUGUUAUUGUGUCUCUCUAGGAUGGAAGAAAGCGGCUCUGGCGUUUUGGCUGUACAACAGGGAAGUCAUGGAUGCUGAUGAGGCAUGCAGCAGGUAUGAGAUUUUGAGGAGGAACUUAUAUCAGGCCAGUCUGGAAGCAAAAUUCGCUUUUUUGGACUGGGUUCUUGAUUCAGUCCCUCCUCAUCGUCUUCCUGUGUGUCUUUUUCGUCUCCAUAACUGGCCCACGAUGUGAUUGUGAUGAUUUGAUCCUUGUUUGGAGUGCAAUACCCUUAGGCGGUACGCGGUUUGGGUUGGAUGUUCAGAGUACGGGAAAGGAGCCUUGAGGAUACGACCCGGGCCGUCGACACGCGAAAGUCAACCGACCGAUACCAACUUCAACUUUCGUAUUUUCGUUAUCAACUUCCAUCGACUUGUGGAGACUGUGUUAUUAUUUCUUUUCGUCGAGAGAUUUCCUAUUGUCAGAUGUUUUUUUUUUGGGGGGGCAGACCAGCCGCUGUUUCGACAAGCGUCUUGGUGGAUGGGCAGUCUGGCUACUCAUUUACUGAGCUCAUUGACGUUUGGCGAUAGAUAGAAGGCUGACAAUUCUGAUCAUCUAGUUUCGUGCCUACACAGACCCACUGAAUUCUUCAAAAUCUAGCGGGCCAUCACUGAAUCCUCCAUCCAUUCCGCCGCCGCCUCCCCCGCCGCCGCCAUUGAACAUCCCACCGUCAAGGGCACGACUGCAACUUGCGGCGCGCUUGGCGAUGAACAAGCGGAACGCGGCCUCUUCGGCAGAUGGCGGGCAGGACAACGGAGCUCCCGGAUCCUCUGGCGAUCCAAACGACGUCAACAGAGCUGCAGACGACGACAGCCCCAACCAGGGCCUCUUGCACCAGCCGCUGCACAACAUUACGCUGGCAGAACGGCUCAAGGACCCGUUCGCCGACGAGGUAGAGGACGAUGAGGACGAAGAUGACGCCGACAGCGCCUUUGCCAACGCCGGGGACGACAAGGGCUCGACCUCGAGCGGUGGUGGGUGGAACCGCGGCAACUGGUGGCGUGGUGUGGUCCGCGGCGGUGGCGGAAGUGGCACCACCACCACCACCGCCAACGCUCAAAAGUCUGAAAAGUUUGGGGAUGGUAGGGACGACGACGACAGUGACCUCGAGGAUGACGACGACGAGGAGUUUGGCGACUUUGCCAUGCCAGAGGUCAUGGACCCGCCGGUGAGGGCCUCUGAUGGACCGGCGGGCAAAUUUUUCGACCGCGAGAGGGAAAAAGUCCUCCUUAAACCGCUUCCCGUUCAUCCGCCUCAGGGCUCUGGUGCUGUAGGUGCAGCGAGUGGGGGCAGCAUUGGAGGCGGGAGCAAGUUUGGCAGUCUCUGGCCAUUUGACGGGCUCGGGUUCGGAGGCAGUGCCGAAGGGUCCAAGGAGACUGCUGGCGAGAAGAAGGAUUCCGGGGCCGGAGUCGAGGGCUCGGCAGCCAAGGCGUCCGGACCGGCGAACGGGAAGGACCAGGAGGAACCUGUGGUGAUUAAUGAGGACGGGAAACGGGUGGAGCGGACGGUGGAGGCCAAGAGGAGAACGAGCAUUGAGGAUCCGGACGAUGAUGACGAUGAAGUCGUGGUUUAGGCGAACAUGUUAUCAGGUACAGGCAGGCAUGGAUCAAACUGGGGAAAUUGAACCCUGAACUUUCAGAGAGGGCUUAUGACAGUGGGCUUACGACUGGAUGCGACGAUCUGGACUCGUUGCCUUUGUUUAGGGAUAAGAUAGGCAUAUACACGCUGUUUUGUUUUGGUCUUGCUUGUUGAGUUUUCUUGUACGCUAGUUGCGCAACCUUGAGUUUGUAAGAUUUAUACGUGGAGCAUUGUGUUUUCUUUUGAUUUAUUUUGGUCUGUGCCGGGAUUAUAUCGUAGGUGAAGC